ACCACUGCCUGCUUAGGUUGUAGGGCGCCGGGCUGCCGUGCGGGAGGUCGAGGGUUCAAGCGCUACAGAACAGAAUUCUACCCCAAUAUCAGUAUUUACUGAGCCCACAGUUUUAUCUUACAACGCACGAUGUAAACACUCAAACAUCCUGCCCAUUUUGUCCGUCAUCGCGCGAAAAGGAACCAACACUUUCAUGCAACGAGACAAAGAGGCAAGAUACAGUCUGUUUUCUAUGAACAAGUUCCAUUAUUUGAAUGUGCCCAGAGUUGGAAUAUUUUUGGUGUACAACGACUUUGAAUGUGCCUUUAAAUGCCUUCAACAUCCUUCAUGUUUCUCUGUGAACCUUGCUACUAAAGGGAAACUAUGGUGCGAGUUACUGUCAUCUGAUAAGUACAGCGACCCCAAGGAAUUCAGACAAGACAAAAGUUGGCAUUACUUUUACAUUGUGAACACUUCAACUGAAAAUCAUUGCAAGAACAAAGACCCCUAUCAAAAUGAUGGUACCCACACAGCUAACUGUUCUCUGUAUCCUGCUGCAUUUGUGGGUUUGAGGAACUCAACAGACAUUGAUGAGUGUGUCGAAGGUUCACACAACUGCAGUCCUAAUGCCUUUUGCAACAAAACCAAGGAGUCGCACAACUGUAAAUGUAAACCUGGAUAUAUUGGGAAUGGGCGAGAGUGCAAAGGGGUUACAUCGUGUAACGAGAUCCAUGAAAAUGGCAUGUAA
Messenger RNA from Pocillopora verrucosa, 727 nucleotides. The record is from RefSeq and is a predicted model, not a curated record. NCBI's taxonomy places the organism in Eukaryota, Metazoa, Cnidaria, Anthozoa, Scleractinia, Pocilloporidae.